Molecule: messenger RNA, 1135 nt
Organism: Dreissena polymorpha
Lineage: Eukaryota; Metazoa; Mollusca; Bivalvia; Myida; Dreissenidae
Product: inhibitor of apoptosis protein-like
Exons: 6
Coding region: 125-805 (226 amino acids)
Biological process (GO): regulation of cell cycle
Cellular component (GO): cytoplasm; spindle microtubule; nucleus
Source: RefSeq, a predicted model, not a curated record
GCAAGUAUAAAAAUCCACUGACCCGGAGAACAUUCGCCAAAAGCAGUAUGAGGAUUUCAAAACAAACAGAGACAAUGAGUAUAAGACCAAACCCUACCGACAUCCAGAAAAGUCUACUUCGGACAUGCGUAUGAUAACUUUUUCCAACCCAAACUUUCAUUCGGUUAUUUCGCCUAAGGAAUUGGCAGAUGCUGGUCUUUUCUACACAGGAGAGAACGAUCUUGUGCGUUGUUUCGCCUGCGAUGGAGGAUUCCGCAACUGGGAGGCAAACGAUGAUCCAUGGACAGAACACUGCAGGUGGUUUCCGUCCUGUAGGUUUGCAAGAGAAGUCAAAGGGGACGCUUUCAUUGAGAACGUUCAACAGCAAACGACUCGGGCUCGACAUACCGCUACAUGCACAGAGCCAGCAAUUAGACAUCAGAAUGACAUUGCGCAUGACAGCGACUUUGAGAUGUUACGCGUAAUCGUUGUCGAGGAAAUGGGCUUCAGCGAUGACACAUUCAAAGCAGCGCUUAAACGACUGAAGACAAAUGGAACUAUACCGAGCAUUGAUGACGUCAUUGCUUUCAUUGAAAGCAUGCACAUUCAAGGAACUGACGCAGAUAGCUUUCAUGAAGACCCAAUUACAGAAAACAAGCGACUGAAGAGCUUACUUCUGUGCAUGAGGUGUGAGUCCAAAGACGCCAAUGUCCUGUUCCUACCAUGUGCCCACCAUCGGAUGUGCAUUGAAUGUGCACGCGGAAUCGAAACAUGUCCUGUCUGUCAGCAGACGAUACAAACAAGCGUCCAGACAUUCCUAUCGUAGACUGUUUUGAAAUAGAUAAAAACAUUAAGGUCACUUGAAAAAUAAACCAGAAGACUGUCGAUGAAAAGAAUAAACACAAUAUUCAUCUUAUAUAACUGAACAGACUGGUUCCACAAAAAAUAUUCUCUAAUAAUUCGACCAAAAUUUGUUAACAGAUAGAACAGGGUCAUUCAUAGAUUCGAGAAGGCGUUUAAUGUUUAAUAAAUGUUAUUUCAGUUUCUGCAUUACACGUAAUAUUGAUUGAGGCAUGCAUACAUUGUAAGUAAAUCAAAUAAAAAAUACAAACGCAUUAUUAUACAUAAAGCUCCUCAUUAUCGAUAAAACCAAAGA